Molecule: messenger RNA, 771 nt
Organism: Aegilops tauschii subsp. strangulata
Lineage: Eukaryota; Viridiplantae; Streptophyta; Magnoliopsida; Poales; Poaceae
Product: mitochondrial metalloendopeptidase OMA1-like
Cellular component (GO): membrane
Molecular function (GO): metalloendopeptidase activity
Source: RefSeq, a predicted model, not a curated record
AUGAUCUUGGCAAAUUCUUGCCGCCGCAUCCUCAGCAUCGGAGCCCGUGGCCGUCCCGGCUACUUGCUACCGCAACCACUCCACCUAGGAAUAGGAUCCUUGCUCCGCCGCAUCACCAAACCCGCUGCCGUUUGUCGAUCGCCCGCGCUCCGUCGAUGCUACUGCACCUCCCAGCCCGUCGACCCCCGGCCCCGUUCGUACCACAGUCCGCUCAAGAUCGCCUCCGCGGCAGUUCUACUCUCCGGCGUCACGGGCCUCACGGCAUUAGCCUACUACCGCCCGUACCUCGACAUCGAGGUCGUGCCCUACACUAAUCGGACUCAUGUGGUCGUCCUCUCCCCCCAGUCGGAGCGCGAGCUCUGUGUUCGCCGCUUCGACGAGGACAUGAACAAGUACGCCGCCGAGACCCGGAUCGUUGACCCGCUCCACCCCGACACUGUCCGCGUCCGACGCAUCCUCGAGAAACUCAUCCGCGCCGCUCACCGCAACCUCGGCAUAGACAACAACCACGACACUGUGAUGCUCUCCUCUCAGAAGGAUGCGCAGGAUCUGGAUGACGAGACCCGAAGAAAGCAGCAGGGUAAGAAAUCAGGCCGUCCGCAGCCGCACGCCGGACAUCUCCGUGGGCUCAAGUGGGAGGUCAUCCUUGUCAAAGAUAAUCAGGCCAAUGCAGGCUGCGUGCCCGGCAAGAUAAUGGUCACCACCGGAUUGCUCGAUGUUCUCAAGACUGACGCUGAGAUUGCCGUUGUUCUUGGCCACGAGGUGAGGUAG